AUGGGCUUCACAGCCAAGAUCCCCCUCAAGCGGGUGGACGCCUUCCCGAAAACCAUCGACGACUUUCGAGUGCGCACAAACUUCGGCGCCAUCUUGACUUUGGUGGCGUCGCUUUUGGUGGCGGCCCUCUCGGUGGCGGAAAUCGCGCGUUUCAAAUCCCGCGACAUCCAGGCCGAUCUGGUGGUGGAUUCCAAGCGCACGGAGAAGCUGGACAUCUACUUCAGUGUGACCUUCCCCCGGAUGCCGUGCUUCGCCCUGACGGUGGAUGUGGUCGAUGUGGCCGGGGAGCACCAGACGAACCUCGAUUCGAGCCUGAUGAUGACACAGCUCCGGCCGGAUGGCAGUGAAAUUGAUGAGGCCAUUCAACCGGGGGCCGAUCGCUCGGCCGUCUACUCCCCGCCACCCCCGGGAUACUGCGGCCCCUGUUACGGGGCCUCGGACCACUCGACCCACUGUUGCAACUCCUGUGAGGAUGUCCGCCGGCUGUAUGUUGCUCGGAAGUGGGCCUUCACCGAUCAGAUCGCCGCAUCCAUGGAGCAAUGUGUGCGCGAGGCUUGGUCCAGCGAGGGGAAGCGCCAACAGGGCCAGGGAUGCCGCGUCCAUGGGACGGUCACCGUCAACAAGGUCCAGGGAAAUAUGCACAUUGUCCCGGGCAAGUCCAUGCACGAGAAGAAGGUCCAUGUCCACGACAUCAAGGAGGUCAUUGGCCAGAUGAAUGGGCGCCUGCUUGACUUCUCGCACCGGAUCGAUGCCCUGUCCUUUGGAUCGCCCUUUGGUCAUGGAGCCGGACCGGGGGCCACCCACGAGCAGGAGAUCUUCCCGGAUUCGCGGCUGGAGGCCAUCAGCCCGGUGCUGGUGACGCCACUCAGCGGCGCCGAGGAGGUCAUGCCGCAGGGGGCUCUCUCCACGUACCAGUAUUUCCUCAAGAUUGUGGGCACCGACUUGACCCGAUACGACGGGAAGGUGGCUCGGACUUCCUACCAGUAUUCGGCCUCGCUUCACACGCAGAACAUCAUCUCAAGCAACAUGCUUCCAGGCAUCGUCUUCCACUACGACCUGUCGCCCAUGCGGAUCAUCUAUCGCGAGCACCGGCGCUCGAUUGUGUCCCUGGUCACCAGCCUGGCGGCCACGGUGGGAGGGAUCUUCUCGGUGGCAGCCUUCAUCGAUGCCCUGGUUCAUCGGCUUCGGGGCGGGAGCUCGCACCUGGUGGCCGGUGGCACUGGCGGCGGCGGCGGCGGCGGCGGCGGCGGCGGCGGCGGGAGCUUCCUCUCCGGAGGAGGGGCCGGCAUGCCGGCCACAAAGCCCACGGGCUACGGCGGUGCCGUGCCGACUGGGGGGCCGCAUCAGCACCCGGGCUCGGGGCUGGAUUCGGCCACGUCCCCGGCCGCCUACAACUAUGGAUCGUCAUUCAAUCUGCUCAACACCCCGGCCAGCUCCGGGCAGCAGCUUCACCACCUGUCGCCCUACUCGACGGCCCCCAAUUCGGCCGGUGUCUUUGACAAAGACCAAUGA
Fonticula alba is the source of this 1512-nucleotide messenger RNA. RefSeq lists its product as hypothetical. Gene Ontology annotation, biological process: endoplasmic reticulum to Golgi vesicle-mediated transport; retrograde vesicle-mediated transport, Golgi to endoplasmic reticulum. The record is from RefSeq and is a predicted model, not a curated record. The transcript is spliced from 6 exons. Lineage: Eukaryota; Rotosphaerida; Fonticulaceae. Gene Ontology annotation, cellular component: Golgi membrane; endoplasmic reticulum membrane; endoplasmic reticulum. The coding region runs from base 1 to 1512 and encodes 503 amino acids.